AUGGGAGCAGCGAUUACCAAUCCUUUUUAUCUCACAUGUUUGAUUAUUUUAUCACUGAUGCAAGUAACCACAAUUGCCGGUGAAAAACAUUCGUAUGUUGUCUACUUGGGAUCUCAUUCUCAUGGUCCAGAGAUCUCAUCAACUGAUUUGGAUCGAGUAACUGAAUCACAUUAUGAGUUUCUUGGAACAUUCUUGGGAAGCAACAAGGCUAAAGAUGCCAUCUUUUACUCCUACACGAGACAUAUUAAUGGCUUUGCUGCAAUCCUUGAAGAGGAAGAGGCAGCACAGAUAGCUAACCAUCCGGAUGUAGUUUCGGUGUUUUUGAAUAAGGCGAGGAAAUUACACACAACCAGGUCAUGGGAAUUCCUAGGCUUAGAGAAUAAUGGAGUAAUCCAUCCCAGCUCCAUCUGGAAGAAAGCUAGAUUCGGAGAAGAUGUGAUCAUUGGCAAUCUUGAUACUGGUGUUUGGCCGGAAUCAAAGAGCUUUAGCGAUGAAGGGUUUGGCCCAAUACCAUCCAAGUGGAAUGGCAUCUGUGUAAAUGGUCUUGAUAAAUCUUUUCGCUGCAACAGGAAGUUGAUUGGAGCAAGAUACUUUAAUAGAGGUUUUGCUUCUGUAUACGGACCUCUUAAUUCUACAUACGAGUCACCACGUGAUGAUGAUGGUCAUGGAUCACACACCUUAUCAACUGCUGCUGGUAAUUUUGUUCCUGGAGCCAAUGUUCUUGGGUAUGCAAAUGGCACAGCAAAAGGCGGAUCUCCCAAAGCACGGGUGGUGGCAUACAAGGUCUGCUGGCUCUACAAAGGUGAAGGUAGUUGCUUUGAUGCAGAUGUAUUGGCUGCAGUUGAUGCUGCUAUCUUCGAUGGUGUGGAUGUGUUAUCCACCUCACUUGGAGGUUCUCCUGGUACUCCAUUUUUUGAAGACGGUAUUGCUAUCGCCUCUUUUCAUGCUGCUAAGCAUGGCAUAUCAGUAGUUUGCUCAGCUGGAAAUUCAGGACCUCUGGCCGGUACAGUUGCCAAUGUAGCUCCCUGGCAAUUCACUAUUGGAGCAAGCACUAUGGACCGUGAGUUUCCAGCUUAUGUUGUUCUUGGUAACAAAAUGCAGUUCAAGGGACAAAGCUUAUCUAAGGCAUUGCCAAACAAGUUGUUCUAUCCACUUAUUAGCUCUAAAGGUGCCAAAGCUGUACAUGCCACCAUAGAAGAUGCAGAGCGCUGUAAACCUAAUUCUCUGGAUCCAAGAAAGGUGAAGGGAAAAAUCAUAUUAUGUCUUAGAGGCGACAACGGAAGGGUUGACAAGGGCAAUCAAGCUCUUAUAGCAGGCGCAGUUGCAAUGAUUCUUGCCAACGAUAAAGAGUCAGCCAACGAGAUUAUUGCGGAUCCUCAUGUCCUCCCGGCUUCACAUAUAACAUAUUCUGAAGGUCUUGCUGUGGCUCGUUACAUACGCACAGCCAAGUCUCCAGUUGCUUACAUAACCCCUCCCACAACUCAGUUAGGAGUGAAACCUGCUCCCUUCAUGGCAGCUUUUUCGUCCCAGGGACCGAGCUCCGUUGCACCAGAGAUCCUUAAGCCGGAUAUUACUGCACCAGGAGUAUCCAUACUAGCCGCUUACUCCUUGGAAGCAUCGCCAACAAAUGAAAAUGAGGAUAAGCGGAGGUUUCCUUAUAAUAUCCUAUCAGGCACUUCGAUGUCAUGCCCUCAUGUGGCCGGGAUCGUUGGCCUACUAAAAAGCAUUUAUCCGAACUGGAGCCCUGCUGCUAUCAGAUCCGCAAUCAUGACCACAGCAAGAAUGAGGGACAACAGGAGGCAUCCAGUAACCGAUGCAUCCGGAUUAAAGGCAACUCCGUUUAGCUACGGAUCAGGACAUGUCCGCCCAAACCGUGCUGCGGAUCCUGGCCUCGUGUACGACUUAACUGUCAAAGACUACUUAAAUUUUCUCUGCGGCCUCGGCUACAAUUCAUCUCAAAUAAAAAGCUUCACAAAAGAACCUUACACUUGCCCGAAACACACAGCCCUUGCGAACCUAAACUAUCCUUCGUUCUCUGUACCUAAUCUCAACUCCACAAUAACCGUGACUCGGACUGUUAAGAAUGUAGGUUCUCCUGGCUCUUACAGAGCACGUGUCGUGUCUCCGCUUGGAACAUCUGUGAUUGUGGAGCCAAAGUAUCUGAAGUUCGACAAGGUUGGGGAGGAGAAGAGCUUUAAUCUGACUGUGAAGCUACGACAAAAAGAUGCAGCUAGAGAUUAUGUAUUUGGACAUUUGACAUGGACGGAUGGCAAACAUCAUGUGAAGAGUCCUAUUGCUGUCAAGGCAGGCUCAACACAAGUUAUAGCUAGUUAG
Daucus carota subsp. sativus is the source of this 2334-nucleotide messenger RNA. RefSeq names its product subtilisin-like protease SBT5.3. The record is from RefSeq and is a predicted model, not a curated record. Gene Ontology annotation, molecular function: serine-type endopeptidase activity. The transcript has 11 exons. Gene Ontology annotation, biological process: proteolysis. NCBI's taxonomy places the organism in Eukaryota, Viridiplantae, Streptophyta, Magnoliopsida, Apiales, Apiaceae. Bases 1 to 2334 code for a protein of 777 amino acids.